Molecule: messenger RNA, 2652 nt
Organism: Helicoverpa armigera (cotton bollworm)
Lineage: Eukaryota; Metazoa; Arthropoda; Insecta; Lepidoptera; Noctuidae
Product: acylamino-acid-releasing enzyme
Exons: 15
Coding region: 182-2323 (713 amino acids)
Biological process (GO): proteolysis
Molecular function (GO): serine-type endopeptidase activity
Source: RefSeq, a predicted model, not a curated record
GGAUGCCGCCUAACCUAGAGUCAGCUGAUGUUUAUUUUUACAAAAAAAUCACGAAAUAUUCAAUAAAUUAAUCAGAUUCUUGUUGCUCUAAUAUCAGCUACACAACGGUCCCUUUAGUGCAGCCACACAAAUUUCUGACAGUGUAAGAUAACGUCGCGUUCAGUGUGCCUUACAGGCUGUUAUGUGGAAAAUGUCUUCACAGCUGGAAACCAUAGUUGCCGCCUACAAAACGUUGACAAAGAUCCCGUCUCUAACCGGUGGGAAGCUCAACAAUGCUGCUAAUAAGGUGACAGCUAAGUGGUCUGUUCGCAACUUGGAUAAAGGCAAGAACACGUCAUAUGCUACCUCGUACACCUUGGACAGUGAACUUUAUGUUACCGAUGAAAGUGAUUUUGGAACUGAUAUUAGCAAUGAAAUUCUAUCAGCCAUAUCCCCCCGUGAGAACUAUAAAGCAAUAAUCCGUGAAGAGAAAAACGGCAAGGAUGCCAAGAAACAAUAUCUGGAGGUGUGGAACACCAACACUUUGUCUCAGAGCGUGGAUCUCACGGCCUUGGAUAUACAUGGAGAUGUUUAUGCUGACUCGGAAUUUGGCAGUCUGGACUGGUCUCCCGAUGAAAAAGCAUUAGUGUAUGUUGCGGAAAAGAAAUUGCCUAAAUUCGAGCCCUAUAUUAAGAGGAAAGCCGAAGAAAAACCCAAGCUGGAUGGCAGCGGAGAAACUGCGCCUAGAAAGGGCGAAGAGUUUUUAUACAGACAAGACUGGGGCGAGCAGCUGGUAGGCAAGCACCUGUCCGUCGUGGUGGUGUUCAAGCUCGCCACGGAGACCUUCACCGUGCUGUCCGGUAUACCGGACGGCAUGUGUCCCGGACAGGUGCGUUUCUCCCCGGACGGUAACAGCGUGGUGGGCGUGGUAUGGGAGACGGAGCCGCGACGCCUCGGCCUCAUAUUCUGUACCAAUAGGCCCAGUUAUAUCUUUGAGUGCACGCUCGAUGGGGCUUUCAGAAAGCUAAGCGGUGACGGUUUAGCAGUUCGCUCACCGAGACUAAGUCCUACCGGCGACUUGGUCUGGUUACAGCGUGAAGCGGGCGGACCGCAUCAUGCCUGCCACCAACUUGUUAUCAUGAAGAAGAAUACUAACACAAUCACCACACUCAUAGAUAUCAUAGACGCAGAAAUAAAGACAGUGAACGGCUACAGUUUCACCGGGCUGUACUGUCAGUCGCUGCCGCACAAGUGCUUCAGUGCUGACGGCAAGCGCCUCGUGCUGUCCACGCAGCACCACGCUGAGAUACGAGCCUAUGUCCUUCAUAUAGAAUCUGGCAGCAUAACGGACAUAUCGAACAACAGAAGCAGCCCCUACUCCACCAGCGUGGUGGACGUGCGCAGUGACGUCAUACUCGUGGCUUGUUCCAGUCUCGUCACUCCGGGACAGCUAUACAUAGCCCGCCUACCAGCGGCCGGCAGCGAGGCGGCCACAUCGUGGUCUCGAGUCACGUGCAACUGCGACGCCACCGCGCCCGUCGCCGCAGCACGAGUUCGAUACCUGCAGCUGCAGCACACUAACUCCACGGAUAGCGUCAAUUCGUUUUCGGCCAUAUACAUGGCUCCUAAUAUUGACAACAAGCAGUUCCCUCUUAUCGUGUGGCCGCACGGAGGACCCCACUCCAACUUCGUCAACGCAUACUCUUUGGAAGCAGCUCUUUUCACCACCUUGGGCUUCGCGUCCCUCCAAGUGAACUACCGGGGCUCAACAGGCGCGGGGCAGGCUUCUGUCAACUUCUUACUCAAACGCGUCGGUGAGGCUGACGUCAGUGACUGCAAAUUAGCCACAGAUUAUGCAGUCCAGAACUUCCCUAUAGACGCGACGAAAUUGUGCCUAAUGGGCGGUUCGCACGGAGGGUUUUUGGUGACGCAUUUGAGUGGGCAGUACCCCGAUUUGUAUGCGGCGGUAGUUAGCAGGAACCCGGUGAUAGAUGUCGCUAGUAUGUUUAAUUCUACUGACAUUGCUGAUUGGUGCGCAGCCGAAUCAGGUUUUGACUUCACGGAAAAGGGUCCAGUCUCUGAAGACCAGCUCCUCGCCAUGAGACGGUGUUCCCCCAUAGCUCAUGUGCACAAAGUGAAGGCACCCACAGCUCUCAUGUUGGGCAGCGGAGACAAGCGGGUGCCGCACUUCCAGGGCCUGGAGUACGCUAGGAGGCUGAAGGCCAAUGGAGUGAAAACCAGGAUAUACAUGUACGAUGACAAUCACUCGUUGUCCUCGCCCGCCGCUGAAAUGGACAACCUCAUCAACGGUGCCCAUUGGUUCAUGGAACAUUUGCAGUUAUAGCUCAUUGAAGACUCGAGUGAGAGCAAAGGUCUCGAUUGUUAGCGAUUAAUCGGUUGUCUCGAUGCCUAGGUAUCGAUUAAUCAGCCAUGAAGAUUUAAUCAUUUUUUAUAUUUUUUCAUUUUUAUAAGCAAUAGUAUUUGUUAGGAAAUACAUUAAUUGUUAUAUUAAUAUCUUUAAUUACGAAAAAUUUUAAAUCGAUGAAUACUGGUGCUUAUUGUCUACUCAGGGUACAGAUAACUUACUGUAAUAAGCAGGUUUAUAAGGGAAUAAUACCCGUAAAAAAUAUAUGUAAUUUUUUACUUACCUGUUAAUAAAUCAGAUAUUUUGCA